This is a messenger RNA of Cuscuta europaea, 831 nucleotides long. The record is from the annotation of a GenBank genome assembly. NCBI's taxonomy places the organism in Eukaryota, Viridiplantae, Streptophyta, Magnoliopsida, Solanales, Convolvulaceae.
AAAGAAACCAAAUAGCAAAAUAUGAUCCUUGAGAGAGGCUUCUUAUAUAUAAAGAAGUCGAUCUGAAUUGAAGAAUCAAGGUUGAAAUGGGGAUGCUGGACUGCAUCAACUGUAAUCUCUUAGGAUUGAAAUACCAUAAGAAGAUGAAACCCCAUUUCAUCAUGUGGCUUACCCUACUUGUUGGAAUUGGAGCUAAUUUAUUCACCUCAUCUCAAGGAGUCUCAAACUAUGAUUACUCAGCUCCCAUAGAAUGCAAGCAUCAACCUGAUAGGCCACUAUAUGGGGGAGGGCUUCUCAAGGAUCAAGAGCCUCAGUAUCAAUGGGUCAGAAAUGUGUGGGGAUAUAGGGUUUAUGUCCCUACUUAUAUACUGCCCGAACUCAUACCGGGCACUUAUUAUGCCUUUUCCAGUUGGGUGAAGACGAGUGGAGGAGACGGUAAUUCUACAGUUGUAUGGGCCAAUGUGGGAUCAAAUGCAAGCAAUUGUGGAGCCACUGUUAUUGCCAAUCAAGGGUGUUGGAGCUUUCUUAAGGGAGGUUUUUUCUUAAAUGACGCUUUAAACACAUCUGUCGUCCAUUUUGAGGAUUUCAGUGGGAAUAAUAUCCAUAUAGAUGUGGCGAGUAGCUCACUGCAGCCAUUCUCAGAAGAAGAAUGGGCAGCACAGCAACAGGAUAUGAUUGAGAAGGUAAGAAAACGUGAGGGAGUAAUUACAGUCUCAAAUCAACAAGGGCUUAAACUACAAGGAGCCAACAUCACUGUGGAGCAAAUUUCCUCAGCCUUUCCCUUCGGAACAGCAAUUUCAAAAGCCAUCCUUUCAAACGUUCACUAUCAGG